Messenger RNA from Notothenia coriiceps (black rockcod), 608 nucleotides. Its product is annotated as casein kinase I isoform epsilon-like. The transcript has 4 exons. Gene Ontology annotation, biological process: protein phosphorylation. The record is from RefSeq and is a predicted model, not a curated record. The coding region runs from base 222 to 608 and encodes 128 amino acids. Lineage: Eukaryota; Metazoa; Chordata; Actinopteri; Perciformes; Nototheniidae. Gene Ontology annotation, molecular function: protein kinase activity; ATP binding.
GUAACGGGAGGGGGAGACAGAGCAACGGCUGCUGGAGCUUCUCAGGGACGAUCAACAGGGAGAGCAACCGACCACAGAGCUCAGAGCUGGGGGUAUGAGAUCCACCAGAAUCCGCUCCCAUCCUCCUUUACUCGGGCUUCUGUCCCACUGACAACCAUCGGAUCAGAACAUCCACCGAACCAGCUCUCGGACGAACCCAAUAUCGGUGACAACUCGCAAACAUGGAGCUGAGAGUGGGGAACAAGUACCGGCUCGGGCGGAAGAUAGGGAGUGGCUCCUUUGGCGACAUUUACCUUGGUGCCAACAUCGCCACAGGGGAGGAGGUAGCCAUCAAGCUGGAAUGUGUGAAGACCAAACACCCCCAGCUGCACAUAGAGAGCAAGUUCUACAAGAUGAUGCAAGGAGGAGUGGGUAUCCCAUCCAUAAAGUGGUGUGGUGCAGAGGGAGACUACAACGUGAUGGUGAUGGAGCUGCUCGGCCCCAGUCUGGAGGACCUUUUCAACUUUUGCUCCCGGAAGUUCAGCCUGAAGACCGUUCUGCUGCUGGCCGACCAGAUGGUACGACACAAGCCUUCAUGUGAACUCGCAGGCAUCAACAUAAACACAUAA